This is a messenger RNA of Helianthus annuus (common sunflower), 443 nucleotides long. RefSeq lists its product as uncharacterized. The record is from RefSeq and is a predicted model, not a curated record. NCBI's taxonomy places the organism in Eukaryota, Viridiplantae, Streptophyta, Magnoliopsida, Asterales, Asteraceae. Bases 57 to 392 code for a protein of 111 amino acids. The transcript has 4 exons.
UUGACACAUAUAUAAAUGUAGCGAAACAGAUAUAACAUAUACAGUGAGAAGAAGAUAUGAGAAGGCUUCAAAUCCACAAACCAUCAUGCUUACAUUUCCACCCUCAUGGCCAUAAGCUACCAUGCUUAGAUUGCAAUCCUCAGGGCUUCAUUAGAAUGGUGCAUCAUCUAAUAGAAAGGUGCAUAGUUUUCCGUAUGGGUCGGGAUGAAUGCAUGAGGACGCUUGCUAAGCAUGCUAAUAUUAGUCCUCUUGUUACCUUUACAGUUUGGGAUGAGUUGCUUAAAGAGAAUAAGGUCUUCUUUGAAGCGUACUCACGACGUCGUAUGCUACCAAGCAAUGUAUUGAACAGACACCCACAAGAGACUAGUAAUGGAAGAACAUGGAGGAGGUGACAUAGUUUUUUUUUUUUUUUUUUUUUUUUUUUUUUUUUCAUAAAUGUUUAA